Molecule: messenger RNA, 3026 nt
Organism: Kogia breviceps (pygmy sperm whale)
Lineage: Eukaryota; Metazoa; Chordata; Mammalia; Artiodactyla; Physeteridae
Gene: PDGFB
Product: platelet derived growth factor subunit B
Biological process (GO): positive regulation of MAP kinase activity; platelet-derived growth factor receptor signaling pathway; positive regulation of ERK1 and ERK2 cascade
Cellular component (GO): membrane
Molecular function (GO): growth factor activity; platelet-derived growth factor receptor binding
Source: RefSeq, a predicted model, not a curated record
GCGGAGCAGCCGUGCCCGCCGCCCGGGCCCCGCGCCAGGGCGCACACGCUCCGGCCCCCCCCCCCGGCCCGGGCGGGAGUUUGCACCUCUCCCUGCCCGGGUACUCGAGCCGCCGCUGCAAAGCCAACUUUGGAAAAAGUUUUUUGGGGGAGACUUCGGCUUUGAGGUGCCCAGCUCUGCGCUUUCCGACUUCGGGGGCCUUUCCAGAAAAUGUUGCAAAAAACCUAAGCCGACGGGCAGAGGAAAACGCCUUUAGCCGGCGAGCGAAGACGAACCAUCGACUGCCGUGUUCUUUUUCCUCGUUGAGGUUGGAGUCCCCUGGGCGCCCCCACACGGCUAGACGCCUCGGCUGGUUCGCGACGCAGCCCCCCGGCCGUGGAUGCUCGCUCGGGCUCGGGAUCCGCCCAGGUAGCGGCCUCGGACUCUGGUCCGGCGCCCAGGUCCUCCCCAACCCCCCAACGACGGAGCCCGGGCUGGGGGCGGCGGUGCCCGGGGGCCAUGCGGGUGAGCCGCGGCGGCGGCUGCAGCGGCCUGAGCGCCUGAUCGCCGCAGACCCGAGCAGAGCCCACCUCCCUCCCCAGCCCCCGCCCCCCACCCUGGCCGCGGGGGCGGCGCGCUCGGUCCACGCGUCCGGGGCCCCGCGGGGCCGGGCCCGGAGUCGGCAUGAAUCGCUGCUGGGCGCUCUUCCUGUCUCUCUGCUGCUACCUGCGUCUGGUCAGCGCCGAGGGGGACCCCAUUCCCGAGGAGCUCUACGAGAUGCUGAGUGACCACUCCAUUCGUUCCUUCGAUGACCUCCAGCGCCUGCUGCACGGAGACUCCGGAGAUGAAGACGGGGCUGAGUUGGACCUGAAUUUGACCAGGUCCCAUUCUGGAGGCGAGCUGGACAGCUUAUCCCGCGGGAGGAGGAGCCUAGGUUCCCCGACAGUCGCUGAGCCAGCCAUGAUCGCCGAGUGCAAGACACGCACCGAGGUGUUCGAGAUCUCGCGGCGCCUCAUAGACCGCACCAACGCCAACUUCCUGGUGUGGCCGCCCUGCGUGGAGGUGCAGCGCUGCUCCGGCUGCUGCAACAACCGCAAUGUGCGGUGCCGCCCCACGCAGGUGCAGCUGCGGCCCGUUCAGGUAAGAAAGAUUGAGAUUGUACGGAAGAAGCCAACCUUUAAGAAGGCCACGGUGACCUUGGAGGACCACCUGGCGUGCAAGUGUGAGACGGUGGUGGCGCGACCCGUGACCCGAAGUCCCGGGAGUCCCCAGGAGCAGCGAGCAGCCAGGACGCCCCAAACUCGGGUGACCAUUCGGACGGUGCGAGUCCGCCGGCCCCCCAAGGGGAAGCACCGGAAGUUCAAGCACACGCAUGACAAGAAGGCGCUGAAGGAGACCCUCGGAGCCUAGGGGCAUCUGCAGGAGAGUGCGGGCAGGGUUAUUUAAUAUGGUAUUUGCUGUAUUGCCCCCAUGGGGUCCUUGGAGUGAUAAUAUUGUUCCCCUCGUCCGUCUGUCUCGAUGCCUGAUUCGGACGGCCAAUGGUGCUUCCCCCGCCCCUCCACGUGUCCGUCCACCCUUCCACCAGUGGGUCUCCCCUCAGUGGCCUCCAGCGUCUUGCCCAGAAGCUCAAGAAGGAAAUGAAGGACCUGGACUCCAUCGCUGUCUUCCUCUCCUGACCUGGAGAAAAUGGGAUGAAAGUGCAAGAGAGACUGAUGGGGUCGCUGGUGGGGGAAAGGAGCUUCCUUCCCCAGCGCUGUGGACUGGCCUGAAACCCUGCGCGUGGGCCUGAGGACCUCUCAGCGUGGCCUGCCUGCUCCCUGGACCCGCAGCCAGCUCUGACGGGAGCACCCCCAGGCAGGCCAGGGCACUCGUACUCCUGUGGCUGAGACCGUGUUGGAGAGCAUAGACUGGAGAAAACCCCCUCCUGCGAUGCCCAGGCCCGGUCAUCCGCCCUUGGUUAGCUCUGCUCACAGUGGCUUCUUUUCAUUUUAUACGUUUGAAUUCUCUGAAGAUGCGGACUCCUCCAGGCAGGUGUGGCCAGAGCACCAGGCAGCCAAGUGCCCUCUCCGACGGGUUAGAGAUGAAGUUUGCUCCGGAGGUGGAUGGAGAUGGUGACCUGGGCAUGCUCUGCCUCCUUCCACUCCCCCUGUUCACUUUUUCCUCUGUUUCAUCUCUCUACCUCCGCCCUGUGUCUCCUCCUGUCCUGACCCUUCAGUCUGCUCCGCCAAGGGGCUCUUGGACCCCUUCCUGAGGCCGCAGAUAACCCCAGUCACUGCUCUGUAGGACAGAAGACCGGGGCCCAGGGCAGCAGAGGGCCUGCCUGUCGUAUCCCAGCCCAGCCAAGACUGCCAUGUAAGGUUGUACCGGGUGUGCACUGCACAAGGGCACUGCAUGCAGGGAGCACAGGUGACACACAACCGUAGACGUGACCAAUUUGUAUAUUUAUUAUGACAAUUUUUUGGCAGAUGGAGGUAAAGUGUCUUGAGGAAAGGGAUCCUUUUCCUAAUUGACACAAAGGCUCUGUGUGGACUGGCUGUGCUUCUGACCCAGCCCACGACUUGGAGCGGUCAGACAGGACUGAGCCCUUAGUGGGGGACAGGGGAGCAGCACUUGUCCCUGUGGCCUCCAUUUCCCCAAGUCCUCAGCUCAAGCAGUCUCCCCUUUAGGCAGGUGUGAAAAACCCAAGAGAAAGUCUCCAAGGGUAGGGGAUAGCCCUUGCUCCACCCCUGCACACACCCCUCUUCUUAGAUCUUUUUGAGUUCCAUCUCUGGUGGCUCCUCCCAGGAAACCAGCUCUUGGGCUGGGAGUGGGGGAGAAAAGGGAAAAGAUCCCCAGGGCCCCCUAGGGGUGGGGUCUGAGCUCCCACCUCCCUUUCCACCUUCUACUGCACUUUCCCUCCUCCCCCCAUCUCCUAAAUCUGCUUCCUUCAGUUUGUAAAGUCGGUGAUUAUAUUUUUGGGGGCUUUCCUUUUAUUUUUUAAAUGUAAAAUUUAUUUAUAUUCCGUAUUUAAAGUUGUAAAAAAAAAAUAACCACAAAACAAAACCAAA